This is a messenger RNA of Theobroma umbraticum, 1647 nucleotides long. RefSeq names its product Protein kinase superfamily protein. Lineage: Eukaryota; Viridiplantae; Streptophyta; Magnoliopsida; Malvales; Malvaceae. Gene Ontology annotation, biological process: protein phosphorylation. The record is from RefSeq and is a predicted model, not a curated record. Gene Ontology annotation, molecular function: ATP binding; protein kinase activity.
UCAUUUCUUCCCCCCUCUAACUCUCUCUCUCUCUCUCGCUGUAAACAAUGGAGCCUUGGCUCGACGACUUGGCCGACGAUCUCCAAAGCCUAAGCUUCACCUCCACUUCCACCGCAACCAUAAACCGCAGCACCAGCUCUGGCUCCGCCUCAAACUCCGGCUCUUCCUCUCUCGCUCCCUCAGCUCACGGGUCUUUUUCUUCCAAACCCCUCCGCUCCGGCUCCCUCUCCCUCGCCGACCUACGCUUUUCGCUCCGCCUCGGCUCCGGCGACAUCGGUUCCGUCUACUUAGCCGAACUCAAAUCGCCACCCCCACCUCCCGACACCAAUGCCACCAACUCAAACGAAAACAACGGCAACAGCAACAACAACAACAACAACAUCAACAACAAGAAAAGCGAAGUCGUUUUUGCGGCGAAAGUGAUGGACAAGAAAGAGCUAGCGUCCAGGAGUAAAGAAGGGAGAGCCAGGACUGAGAGGGAAAUACUCGAAUUACUUGACCAUCCUUUUUUACCCUCGCUUUUCGCCGCUAUUGAUUCUCCUAAAUGGCUUUGUUUAUUGACGGAGUUUUGUCCAGGUGGCGACCUGCACGUCCUCCGUCAACGUCAACCUCUAAAACGUUUCCCUGAAUCCGCCGUCAGGUUCUACGCAUCAGAGGUGUUGGUAGCUCUAGAGUACCUUCAUAUGUUGGGGAUUGUUUACCGUGAUCUAAAGCCUGAAAACGUGCUUGUUCGAUCAGACGGUCAUAUUAUGCUGACGGAUUUUGACCUCUCGUUAAAAUGCGAUGAUUCCACACCAACACCCCAGAUUAUUUCUGACCAGAAACCACCAGUUCCAGCUCUGCAAAGCGACUAUCCUAUUGACCAUCCUCCUUUCACAUCCUCUUCAUGCAUUAUCCCAAAUUGUAUAGUACCUGCUGUGUCAUGUUUCCACCCAAAACGCAAACGCAAAAAGAAGACUGGCCACCGCGGUGGACCUGAAUUUGUGGCCGAGCCCAUUGAUGUCCGGUCCAUGUCUUUCGUCGGGACCCACGAGUACUUGGCACCGGAAAUUGUGUCCGGUGAGGGCCAUGGCAGCCCUGUGGAUUGGUGGACGCUGGGGAUCUUUAUGUAUGAACUGUUUUAUGGGGUAACACCAUUUAAGGGUGUGGACCAUGAAUUAACCUUAGCUAACAUUGUGGCUCGAGCCCUUGAGUUCCCUAAGGAACCCACAGUUCCUGCGGCGGCUAAGGAUCUAAUUUCCCAGCUACUGGUCAAAGAUCCGGCAAGGCGGUUAGGGUCCACGAUGGGUGCGUCAGCCAUCAAGCACCACCCAUUUUUCCAAGGGGUGAACUGGGCAUUGCUAAGAUGCACGCACCCACCAUAUGUACCACCACCAUUUAGUAGAGAAGUUGUAUCAGACGAAAGCUGUCCAGAGACCCCGGUGGACUAUUAUUAGGUGAAGUAAAGAAAUGAGUAAAUAAGAAAAAUUCAAGAAUCCCGAUAGCAUUCAUAUAACCGGUGAUAAUGAUUUUUGGAAUCAUCCUCUUUUGGCAAAGCACGUUGCCAACUGCUCAUGCCGCCAUUUGGGGGCCAUCUAUAACGCAGGCAUUUGUAAAUUCACUUAUAUAUUAUAUAUGAGAUUAAAAGACUGAAAACUUCAUCUCUAC